Molecule: messenger RNA, 945 nt
Organism: Gamsiella multidivaricata
Lineage: Eukaryota; Fungi; Mortierellomycota; Mortierellomycetes; Mortierellales; Mortierellaceae
Exons: 4
Coding region: 1-945 (314 amino acids)
Cellular component (GO): cytoplasm
Molecular function (GO): glutathione transferase activity
Source: RefSeq, a predicted model, not a curated record
AUGUCGACCUCUGCUUCUUCCCAGCCUGAGAUCCUCAAGUGGGCCGGUAACUCUGGCGAGUUCAAGCGUCAGGUGUCGACCUUCCGCGAUAACAUUGUUGACGAGCCCAACGCGAAAUUCACUCCUGAGGCUGGUCGUUACCAUCUUUAUGUUUCUUACGCAUGCCCGUGGGCCCAUCGCACGUUGCUAGUCCGCGCAUUGAAGGGUCUGGAGGACAUUAUCUCGGUCGAUGUGGUCCACUGGCACCUGCAGGAGAACGGUUGGCCCUUCAGGGACGGUUACAAGGAUUCGCUUUAUGGAUCAAAGUUCGUGAAGGACAUCUACUUCAAGGCCCAGCCUGAUUAUUCCGGACGCUUCACAGUCCCUGUUCUUUGGGAUAAGAAGACCGAGACCAUUGUGAACAACGAGAGCAGUGAAAUCAUUCGCAUGCUCAACACCGCGUUCGAUAAGCUUGUGCCUGAAAAGGCCGGUGUCAACUUCUACCCGGACAACCUCAAGGCCGAGAUCGAUUCCGUGAACGAAUGGGUGUAUGACACCGUCAACAAUGGAGUCUACAAGUCCGGAUUCGCUACGAGCCAGGAAGCCUAUGACAAGAACGUCUACCCGCUUUUCGUGUCCCUGGACCGACUCGAGGGUAUGCUCAGCAAGUCCGAUUACCUUGUCGGGAACACCUUGACGGAAGCGGACCUUCGUCUUUGGACAACGAUCAUUCGUUUUGACCCCGUCUAUCAUGGUCACUUCAAGUGCAACAUCAAAGGCAUCGAGAAGGAUUACCCGCAUCUGUUGAAGUGGGCGAGACGGAUUUAUCAGAUGCCGAAGGUUGCGGAGACGGUGAACAUGGAGCAUAUCAAGCAUCAUUAUUAUCAGUCCCACCUCCAGAUCAACCCCACGGGUAUUGUUCCCGCCGGCAAUGGACCUAACCUGGCCGAGCCCAAGAUUGCUUAA